This is a messenger RNA of Cottoperca gobio, 4606 nucleotides long. RefSeq names its product AE binding protein 1b (gene aebp1b). Gene Ontology annotation, molecular function: zinc ion binding; metallocarboxypeptidase activity; DNA-binding transcription repressor activity, RNA polymerase II-specific. Gene Ontology annotation, biological process: peptide metabolic process; protein processing; regulation of DNA-templated transcription. The record is from RefSeq and is a predicted model, not a curated record. NCBI's taxonomy places the organism in Eukaryota, Metazoa, Chordata, Actinopteri, Perciformes, Bovichtidae.
CUCCCACUCCAUCUCCGUCUAGUCCAGUCUGAGCCUGGUUGACAUUGUGGCUGUGUGUGGAGCUUCAGAAAUUUCCCUGCUGUAGUAAAAGUGUGGAUCACAUUGCAAGGACACAGGGGAGGAAAGGGUGAAAAAGAAUUCUUCUGGUGGACGAGGUUGGAUUGAGCAUUGAGACGGCUGAAAAGUCAAAAACUCCAAACCAAAGGAUUCUGCAGUUGGAAGAGCAGCAGGUAUGAAGAGCCAGACUGUGGUUGUGUCUGUGGCUCUGCUGGCCCUGUGCUGCCUGCUGGUCCCCAGAGGAGGGGAGAGCGCUGGGGGGAUAGUUUCUCUCCGGCAGAUUGAGGCAGAGAAGCAGGCAGGGGCUCAGCUCCGAGACGAGUCCCUGGAUAACCCAGAGAGUGAGCAAGGACUUGCAGUGGACCCACACCCACUGGGGAGCAGCAACAAGGACAAAAGAGACACAGAGGAGGCUGAACGAGCAGGUAUUUUGAGCAGAGUGAGGAGAGAACCAGAAGAAGGCAAAAAGAAGAAAAAGGACAAGAAGAAGAAGAAAGAGCCAAAGGACCCCAAUGCCACCAAAAAGCCCAAAACUGACAAGAAGGGAAAGAAGAAGGACCGGCAGACAACAACCACAACUCUACCGCCAACCACCACAGCGAUCCCGACUGAACCACCUACUGAACCGGAGCCAUUCACUGACUAUGUCUAUCCUGAUGUUGACGAUGAUUACUGGAAACCGGACGAUGACUACUGGGAGGCCGAGCUCACACCAUCCACGCCUGAGCCUGAGCUCGAGCUUGAGCCUGAGCCCGAGCCUGAGCCCGAGCCCGAGACUCCGAUACCAGAUCUUACAUAUGACGACUGGAAGCCAGAGGAGGAACAGCCAGCUGCUCCAGUGACAGACGUCUAUGAUGACUACUGGAAACCAGAGGAAAAUGAGCUGUACACUCCAGCGCCUGACGCCUACGAUGACUUCUGGAAACCUGAUGAGAAAGAUCCUUCUACUCCAGCACCUGACGCCUACGACGACUACUGGACACCAGACGAUAAAGAACCAUACGCUCCUGUGACUGACAACUAUGACAGCUACUGGAAAGAGGUGGACACAACGCCCCCUGCCCCUGGGGUGGAUAGGAAGGCCGGGACAGAUGACACCGACUACUGGGACGUUGAGGUGCCGGAGAAUCUUCCCUUCCCUGAUGGUUCAGAAGUCGGCCCUGAAAUCAAAGUCGAAACUCUUCCAGAGGAGCCCACAGCCACUGCUCCCUACGAGGGGACGUGGUAUGAGGAUUACGACGAAUACGGAAUGAGGAGGAAAGAAGACGAGACGGACGACAAAUGGAUGCAGAAGGAGAGAGAGAGAGCAGAAAAAGAAAGAGCGAGAGAAGAGAGAGAGAGAGCGCAGAAGCUGAAGGAGGCAGAGGAGCGGGCCAGGAACAGACCACGUGUCUUCAAAGAGCCAAAGAAGUGUCCUCCCCUGGGGAUGGAGUCCCAUAAGAUCGAGCCAGACCAGCUUACAGCCUCCUCUAUGUCUCAGUAUGGUUUUGCACCUCAGAGGGCGCGCCUCAACAUGCAGGGCUCAGAAGAUGAAGAAAACAUGAGAGGUGGAGCGUGGUGUGCAAACUCCGAGGACAAGAUCCACUGGUUUGAGAUCGAUGCUCGCAGGGAGACGGAGUUCACAGGAGUCGUGACACAAGGACGAAACUCGAUGAACGAGAGUGACUACGUGAUGUCCUACUUCCUCGCUUUCAGCAAUGACAGCAGAGAGUGGACCACCAUCCAUGAUGGAUACACUGACUGGUUGUUCUUUGGAAACAGCGAUAGGGAGACUCCGGUGUUGAACCAGCUGGCAGAGCCUGUGCUGGCCCGCUACAUACGAAUCAUCCCUCAGAGCUGGAACGGCUCCCUGUGUAUGAGGCUGGAGGUCCUCGGCUGCCCCCAGCCCGAUCCAGUGGAUGUUCAGUACAGGCAAAAUGAAGUGACUCCAGUAGAUUACCUAAAGUUCAAGCAUCACAGCUACUCAGAGAUGGUUUCAGUUAUGAAGUCAGUGAACGGCGAGUGUCCCAACAUCACCAGCAUCUACAGCCUGGGCCGCAGCUCCAAGGGACUCGAUAUCAUGGCCAUGAUCAUCUCUGGCAACCCCACGGAGCACGAAAUAGGUGAGCCAGAGUUGCGCUUCACGGCAGGUCUCCACGGAAACGAGGCAGUGGGUCGGGAGAUGCUGCUGCUUCUCAUGCAGUAUCUGUGCAAAGAGCACAAAGACAGAAACCCCAGAGUCCAGCGGCUGGUGGAGGGAAUACGCAUCCACCUGGUGCCAUCGCUUAACCCCGACGGACAUGUGGAAGCAUUUGAAGCGGGAUCAGAGCUGAGUGGAUGGAAAACGGGACAUUUCACUGAUGAAGGCUUCGACAUCUUCCAGAACUUCCCCGACCUCAAUAGCGUCCUGUGGGAUGCUGAAGAUAAGGGCCUGGUGCCCAAACUCACACCCAAUCACCACGUGCCCUUACCGGAUCACUUCGAGACCAACAGCUCGUGUGCUGUGGAAACCAAGGCCAUAAUCUCCUGGAUGAAAAGCCAUCCAUUUGUGUUAGGUGCAAACUUCCAGGGUGGGGAGAGAAUUGUGGCCUACCCUUAUGACAGCUUACGUCUCAACAAGCCUGCCGAACAGCCAAACACCUCCAGCCGCAAGAAGAGACAGUAUGAAGAAGAAAGUUUUGAUGUGUCAGAGUAUGGAAGGGGAUACCACGAGGAGCCAGAGGAAGAUAGGAGAGAAAGGGGAUACGGAGAGCCAGAGGAGGAGCAGAGGGGCUACGACCAGAACCAAGGUUACGAACGCGGCUACGACCAGAACCAAGGUUACGAUCGAGGCUACGACCAGAACCAAGGCUACAACCAGAACCAAGGAUACGAUCGCGGCUACGAUCAGAACCAAGGAUACGACCGCGGCUACGACCAGAACCAAGGACACGACCAUGGCUAUGACCAGAGCCAAGGAUACGACCGCGGCUAUGACCAGAGCCAAGGAUACGACCGCGGCUACGACCAGAGCCAAGGAUACGACCAUGGCUACGACCAAAACCAAGGACAUGGCCAAAGAGAGGAGGACGAGGAUGAUAGAGGAAGAAGCGGCGGCUACCAGUACGCCGAGCCAGAGGAUGAGCCUCGGGUGAUCGCAGACGAGUCCCUCUUCAGGUGGCUGGCUGUCUCCUAUGCCUCCACACACCUGACCUUGACACACAACUACCACGGCUCCUGCCACGGAGACAUCGCCGCAGGCGUGCACGGCAUCGUCAAUCGAGCCAAAUGGAAGCCAAUCACAGGAAGUAUGAAUGAUUUCAGCUACCUGCACACCAACUGUUUUGAGCUAUCCAUAUUCCUGGGAUGUGAUAAGUUCCCUCAUCAAAGUGAGUUGGCGUAUGAGUGGGAGAAGAACAGAGAAGCAAUGCUCAUCUUCAUGGAGCAGGUGCAUCGUGGCGUCAGGGGCAUUGUGAAGGAUCAGCAGGGGAACGCCAUUGCAAAUGCCACAGUGUCUGUAGAGGGGAUAAACCACGAUGUCACGACAGCACCAACAGGGGACUACUGGCGGCUGCUUAACCCGGGGGAGUACCGCGUGACUGCUCGAGCGGAGGGGUUCUCCUCUGUGACCAAACUGUGUGUGGUGGGGUACCAGCCAGGAGCAACCACCUGCAGCUUCAACCUGGCCAAGUCCAACUGGGACCGCAUUAAACAGAUCAUGGCCCUCAAUGGCAACAAGCCAAUUAGACUCAGCUACGGCAACAACAGAGUGCAGUUACCUGCAGUUGCUAAUGGCAACAGGCGCGUUGUUGGCGGCAACAAUGGGUAUUCACAGAACUCACAAGUCAGCGCCGAGCGGCAGAGGAGACUCAGGAUAGCUCGCAUCCGUCGCCUUCGGCAACAGAGAUUACUGAAGUUAAAAUCAACAACGACAUUUCCUCCGACAACAACAACAACCACAAUAACCACAAUUCCCACAACGCCAGAGACCACCACAUCCUGGUACGACUCGUGGGUCGUAGGGGAGGGACAGUCCUCGACGCCUGGCGGCUUCACAGACUCCAUCCUGGAUUAUAACUACGAGUACAAGAUUGAUGAUUAUUAAUGUCAACACACACACACACACACACACACACACACACGCGAUUCAGUAAAACAUGCAACUUUCCUCUCCUGCAAUUAGUUCUCAUUGCCAUGUUGUACUCGAGCAGACUGAUUAAGAGAAUCAAAUAAGGAAUCCUGUCUUUGUACGACACACAAAUGGGAAUGUACAGAAUAUUAACGACAAUAAUUGUAUAAAGAUCUAUUUCCUACCAAAAUGCCUCUUCAGAUAUUGACGCUGUUACACUUCACACUGACUUUCUCUUUUUGCUUCAUGAAAAGAUGUUUAUUGUGGAUGCACAUAAAAAAAAUGAAUUAUUUACACAAAUGUUUGAGCAGUCACUAAAGGGUUAAAAAGCUUUUGUUCAAAGUUGGUAACAGAGUCAGAGGUCAUGUUGUCUCCGACACAGUGAAGUAGUUAUUCCUCAAAUAAAAGCUUGUUACUGUAAUACACAACGCUUGUCUUUAUUUAUUAAAGCACCUUUGUGAA